Nicotiana tabacum (common tobacco) is the source of this 393-nucleotide messenger RNA. NCBI's taxonomy places the organism in Eukaryota, Viridiplantae, Streptophyta, Magnoliopsida, Solanales, Solanaceae. The record is from RefSeq and is a predicted model, not a curated record.
AUGUCAGUAGCAAUUCGAAGAAACUUGAAGUUAGCAGUCAAAUUUUAUGGGCCAUUCGAGAUAAUUCGCAGAAUAGGACAAGUGGCUUAUGAGCUUCAGCUACCAGCAGAGCUGUGUUUAAUCAAACCAGUGGCAGAACGCUACACUCUUCUCCAAAAUCUUGAAUUUUGGAGAUGUGUUUGCGAUCCACAAGGGCUUAUUCACUUCAAGUAUAGCAUGGGAAGCAAAAAUGCUACUUUUCUCACUUCUCUCAAUAGUCAAAAUCUUGGAGUUAUUAUGAUUCCUAAUACAAUAUUCGCUUCAGAUCCGUCUAUUCUCGACGAUGUUCUUGCAAAAGGUUUCCAGCUUGAUAAGAAAGUGAUCAAACAACUCCGAAAGAUUCUCCAGUUUUAA